CUGAGGCUCUCCAGGACCGGAGUUCGCCACCCCUGGUAUAGCCUAUUGUGGAUUGUGUUUCGUUGUAAUAUGCUUGUGGCCGCCGGGGGUCGCUGUAGCCGCAUGCGCAGAAUGACGCUGACGCACAGCCUCGGCUCGGACCCGCUCAGCUGCGGGAAUAACAACAUGGCGGGCAAUUCAAAAGGGCAGCUGCUGUCUGUGCGAGUUUACAACACCCUUCAGAGUCUGGGCUGUCCUCUGGUGGAUGGGCUGUACCUGCGGGAGCCGGACAGUGUGCAGGAGCUCCUCUGCUCUCCUUCAUUACACAGGACUGAUCUACUCAAGUGGAUUUGCGCCAGCAUUUGUCCAUCCCUAAAGGAGAAGUUUUCCACAAUUAAAGCAACUCAGAAUGAGGAUUUAGUUCAAGAACUCGCACGGUUUGGUUAUGAAAUGAUGUUAUGUAAAGCUAACGACCAGGAUUUAAUCAAGGGUUUUGCACCACCAUUACAGCAGCUGAGGUUUCUGGAGCAGCUACUGAUGGUCAUUCAAGCGGACUCCUCCAUAAACUCUAGGCAGAACUCAUCCUCUGGUGAUGACGGUGUGAGGAACGAUGAUCUUCUUGGGGAACUAAUGUUUCAGGAUCACUUAUCAGACCUGGAUAUGCUCCUGAAUCCAGUCUGCAACCCGUGGCCUGCGCAUAUCCGUGAACAUCUAAUACGCACACAGUCAACUCACAACAAAAUGAAUGGAAAACAACACAGUAAACCCAGUGAUUUCAUAAACAGGGGUGAUCAACAUUCCCGACUAGGAAGUCAUGGAGAAGAAAGCCUGACAGAGGCCAUGGCGCUGCUGCAGUCUACGCAGAGCACAUUAGUCGAGCUCCACAAAGAGUGUGAAUUCCUUCACUCACAUUCGUCAGGUUCGGCAGCUGUUCUGUCCCCCUGUGCGCUGAAAGUGGCCAUCUCAGACAUGUCUCAGCUCAUGACGGCUUUCGGACACAUCUACAACACAGACUUUAAGGCGUACUGCCAAAGAGCCCCUCCGGCCCUCAGUUCUGGCGCUAUUGUGUUUCAGUCUGUACAUCAGCUCCUGCACACCUGUAAUGCGGAGCUCGAGGGUCUUAAGCAGCUGUCUGAAACCUCGUCGUCUCUCACACAAACAGUGCAACAGCUGCAGACAGACAAGCGGUACUGGUCUAAAGGGGAGAAGCACACGAUGCGUGAGUGA
This is a messenger RNA of Sinocyclocheilus grahami, 1206 nucleotides long. RefSeq names its product HAUS augmin-like complex subunit 7. Gene Ontology annotation, cellular component: HAUS complex. The record is from RefSeq and is a predicted model, not a curated record. The transcript has 9 exons. Gene Ontology annotation, molecular function: microtubule minus-end binding. Bases 70 to 1206 code for a protein of 378 amino acids. Lineage: Eukaryota; Metazoa; Chordata; Actinopteri; Cypriniformes; Cyprinidae. Gene Ontology annotation, biological process: spindle assembly; microtubule organizing center organization.